CAUCCUGUCUUGUCCUGCCGGGUUUGGGCUGUCUUGCACCCGCCACGACAUACCAAAGCAAAGACAAGACAAGCCUGCCUCCCUCCACACUUUGUCCCAGCUGCUCCUCUCACAUGCCCUCUCCUCCCACUCGUCUGAGAAGUGCUGCCCUUGAUCCUUUUUUUUCCUUUUCCUUUUCCUUUUCACUCAUUCUCUUCUCUUCUAAUCGCUCUCUUCUCUUUCUGACCUUCCUUUUUCUGUUGCUCUCCUCCGAUCGCUACCACUCGAAUACUCUCUUCACUUUCCUGGAAACUCGUCUCGUCUCGACUCGGACUACUCAACGCCACUGCUUCGGAGCCUACCGUCUGUACUAUUCUGGCUAUAUCACUGCUCCUAUUGGUCAGCUGUCGCUUCUUUGUUUGCCGAAUACGCCUCUAUCCUGCCCACCACCUAUCAACCAACCACCAAACUAUCUUACCAUAUACCAACAUUAACCAUUAUUGCUAUCCGAGAGAGAGAGAGAGAGAGAGAACACUUUCUCCAUCCUCGAUCUCUGUGUCCGCUCAGACAUUCAGGACGCACCUCGCAGAGAUCCGAGGCCUUUUAU
This is a messenger RNA of Pseudovirgaria hyperparasitica, 586 nucleotides long. RefSeq lists its product as uncharacterized. NCBI's taxonomy places the organism in Eukaryota, Fungi, Ascomycota, Dothideomycetes, Acrospermales, Acrospermaceae. The coding region runs from base 114 to 473 and encodes 119 amino acids. The transcript has a single exon. The record is from RefSeq and is a predicted model, not a curated record.